Messenger RNA from Phyllotreta striolata, 537 nucleotides. NCBI's taxonomy places the organism in Eukaryota, Metazoa, Arthropoda, Insecta, Coleoptera, Chrysomelidae. The record is from the annotation of a GenBank genome assembly.
GUCCGUGACGUUAAGAUGUAGUCGCCAAAAUCGACCAGGCUCAAUACAAAUACCCAGAAGAUGGAAUUCACAUUUAGACUAUUGCUCAUCGCCUUUCUGAUCGGAGCGCUCCAUUGCCGACUGGCCCACAUGCAAGCCAACAGACAACCGCAGGGCCCCAUGAAGUACUGCGGCAGCCAAAUCGGCCAAGCACUUUCGGUCGUCUGCAAGGGCAACUACAACACACUCAAACGGAUCGACCGUUACUCUCGGCCGAAUUGGGACACGAUGUACGGGGACGCGCCGAUGGCGGAGCCGGCCGCCCCGUCGGCGGAGGAGUUUCCGUACCGGAGCCGGGCGGAGGCGGCGUCGGUGAUGGGGGGCAAGCGUCGGAAGAAGCGUUGGGGCGUCUACAACGAGUGCUGCGAGAAGUCGUGCACGCGAGAGGAGCUGUCGUCGUAUUGCGCGCCGCCGUCGCGACGCCGCCGCCGAUAGACACGUCGAUGACAGUCGGCUGUCAGUUGUCGGUUGUCGACAGUCGGCUGUCAGUUGUCGGUU